CUAUUUCCGCCAGGCCUUCAAAUAGGAAUAGUCAGAGAUUCAAAUUCCCCGAAACAUUCUCUCUACAUACAUUUCGAUUCUUCUACGAAGCUUUCGAGAAGGUAAAAAAUCUUCUCUCCUUUCGUUCUUUCCAUUUAAAUUCUUUUCCAUCCGGUAAUUACACCCUAGAUCUACGUUGAUUUCCGAAGCUGGUUAUAUAUAUAGUUGGCAGCGAUCUGAGUCUGAGGUGAAGCAGAGAUGGGGCUGGCAUUUGGAAAGCUGUUUAGCAGGCUUUUUGCCAAGAAAGAGAUGCGGAUUCUGAUGGUAGGUCUUGAUGCUGCUGGUAAAACUACCAUAUUAUACAAACUCAAGCUUGGAGAAAUUGUCACUACAAUCCCUACCAUUGGAUUUAAUGUUGAGACAGUGGAGUACAAGAAUAUUAGCUUCACUGUCUGGGAUGUUGGUGGCCAAGACAAGAUCCGUCCCUUGUGGAGGCACUACUUCCAAAAUACACAGGGUCUUAUUUUUGUUGUUGAUAGCAACGACAGGGAUCGAGUUGUUGAAGCAAGAGAUGAACUGCACAGAAUGUUGAAUGAGGAUGAAUUGAGGGAUGCUGUCUUGCUUGUAUUUGCUAAUAAGCAAGAUCUGCCUAAUGCAAUGAAUGCUGCAGAAAUUACUGACAAACUUGGCCUCCACUCUCUUCGUCAACGUCAUUGGUACAUCCAGAGCACGUGUGCAACCUCUGGGGAGGGCCUUUACGAAGGGUUGGAAUGGCUUUCGAGCAACAUCGCUAGCAAGGCAUGAAGCAGUGAAGGAUUUAUUAUUGCUGGUUAGAUUUUUGCUUGGAACAGGGACACGGUACUCUUUUAUGGAAUUGGCUAUAUCAAAGAGACCUUAUGAUUUUCACUUUCAGUUUGUUGUAGUAAAAUUUUUUUAAUUUUACAAUUGCAGCUAUUUGUCUUCCUUAUUUUCAGCAACAUAUUUAGCUAUAUGCCUUGUGGUUAAUGUUCUUUCCUAAUUCUGAUGUUGAGAUA
Olea europaea var. sylvestris is the source of this 1013-nucleotide messenger RNA. Its product is annotated as ADP-ribosylation factor 1-like. The transcript is spliced from 7 exons. The record is from RefSeq and is a predicted model, not a curated record. Gene Ontology annotation, biological process: vesicle-mediated transport; intracellular protein transport. Bases 238 to 783 code for a protein of 181 amino acids. NCBI's taxonomy places the organism in Eukaryota, Viridiplantae, Streptophyta, Magnoliopsida, Lamiales, Oleaceae. Gene Ontology annotation, cellular component: cytoplasm. Gene Ontology annotation, molecular function: GTP binding; GTPase activity.